Diaporthe amygdali is the source of this 2772-nucleotide messenger RNA. RefSeq lists its product as uncharacterized. The transcript has 3 exons. Gene Ontology annotation, molecular function: ATP-dependent chromatin remodeler activity; protein binding; ATP binding. Gene Ontology annotation, cellular component: cytoplasm. Lineage: Eukaryota; Fungi; Ascomycota; Sordariomycetes; Diaporthales; Diaporthaceae. The coding region runs from base 1 to 2772 and encodes 923 amino acids. The record is from RefSeq and is a predicted model, not a curated record.
AUGGAGCGCCAGAAACUCCCAAGUCUACAGGGCCGACUCGCCACAUUUCUUCGAAAGGUCGAGGAUCCUAAGGAUUGUCUGCCUGUCAUUGAGGGAUGUUUGCGAAAAGCGAGAGAGCUCGUGAAAGAGUUCGAAGAAAUCGCGACGACCUUUGAAGGAGAUGCAGCCAAACGUCGACAGCAGUCGGCUCUAAGCGAAUCCCGUCUACUCGAUUCUCGACCCGACUUGGUUUCUUCUUCGCUCCAACCUCACAGGCGCACCCACGCAGCUACAGCGGCAAGUGGCUGGCAUCCCCCUCUUGCUAACCCGUCGACUCCUUUACAUGCGCCCACGAACAGUGCAGACCAAGUGCCUAGCCCGCAACAGUCACGAGAUGGCGGACAUCAAGACAAUGUCCAACACCUGCUUGUUUUGCCAGAAUUGGAUAUUCCUCCGCACCAGAGAAAGCAGACUCCCAAACAGAUGUCCUGCACCCUCUUGGAACACCAGAAGAUCGGCCUUACUUGGCUGAUCGAGCAGGAAAAGGAUCGACAGAAAAAAGGAGGUCUCCUUGCAGACACCAUGGGCUUGGGGAAGACUGUGCAAGCUUUGGCAUUGAUACUGGCGCGUCCAUCUAAAGACCGAAAUUGCAAGACGACCCUCAUCGUUGCCCCUCUAGCACUCCUUAAACAAUGGGAGCAGGAAAUCUUAACAAAAGUCGAGCCGAGAUACAAACUCAAAACUCUCGUACUUCACGGUCCGAAUGCCAAAUUGCGGACGGUCUCGGACAUUCUUAAGUAUGACAUCGUUUUGUGCACAUACGGAAAGUUGCAAAUCGAGUACAAGAACAAGUUCGAGCACAACCAGCCCGCGAAGCUGAGAAUCUUGGCCAAAAACGCAAAGUUCCAUCGCGUUAUUCUGGAUGAAGCACACAACAUCAGGAACCAGCUCACCUACGGUUCUAAAGCCGCAGCGGAGAUUCAGUCAACGUAUCGGCUUUGUAUGACUGGCACUCCCUUCAUGAAUAGGGCCGAAGAGAUUUUCCCGCUUAUACGUUUUUUGAACAUCCCACCUUACAACGUAUGGGAACGCUUCAGCGAGGACAUCGUCAGACCGCUGAGAAAUUGGGAGGGGGAUGUCAAGGAGCAAGGCAUGAUCAAGCUCCAGGCCCUUUUCAGAAGUUUCACACUACGUCGAACGAAAGACAGCCAGCUGGACGGAAAGCGUAUCAUCGAGUUACCACCCCGUACCGAUCAACCAGCAUAUACGGCAUUCGAUGACGAGCAGCAAGAAUUUUACAAGGCUCUUGAAGUGCAGCAACAGUUGCAAUUCAACCGAUACCUGGUGAAUGGCGCGGUGAUGAAGAAUUACAUCCAUAUCCUCAUACUGCUGCUGCGAUUACGUCAGGCGUGCGACCACCCCUUCCUUCUCAAGAAUCGUGGUAUUCCGGAAGGAACGAAGCUCGACGAGAGACAGAUGAUCAAGCUGGCGUGCGGUCUGCCACGCGAUGUGGUGGACGCACUGCGACUGCAGAAUCAAUUCGAUUGCCUUAUCUGCAGCAGCGUCACAGAAAACCCUAUUAUCAUCCACCCCUGCGGUCACCAUAUCUGCGCGAACUGCUUCAGCGCAAGUGUGGUUGUUUCAGAGUCCGAGGAACUUGGUGAUGAUCAGCCAGACGAUGACGAUGGAAGUAAGGCUAGACAGAAUCGCCUCGUCCCUUGUCCUGGUGAGCAGUGCAAGCACAGCAUCACACCGAAGAACAUCAUAUGUUACAACCUUCUCAAUGAUGUGCCCGAUUCCGAUUCAGAGAGCGACGACGAUGAAAUCAGCCAGGACGAUAUCGACAGAUACGGUAACCUUAGAGAUUUCGUCAUUGAUUCUGACGACAGCUCUGAUGACGGAAGCUCUGAUAACGAGGGGGAUUUUUAUGAUGCGAACGAAUACGACGAAGGCAACGAUUCUGAACAUGAGUCCGACGGAGACGGACGAAUGGCCUACAUUGGCGAGUCUGCAAUCUUCCAGAUGGAUGGUGCCGAUGAUGAGCUCGACUCCGAGCUCGAAAUUCGAACUCCCAAGCGCAAGAUCUCUGCCAGCAUGCUUGGAGCUCAUAGCCGGAAGAGGUCCCGAACAGUCGCGGAGAGAAUGAGCGACAUCCAGAAGGGAAAAGGCACCAAGGUGAAGUACCUGUCAUUGGCUGAUCAGAGGCAAGCUGCGCAGCGAAGCGCAGUCGCAAUGAACCGUUACAAGGAGCGUCUGCGCAAAGAGUUCAUAUCCAGCGCCAAAAUCGACGCGAUCAUGGAAAUCUUGGAAGAUAUCCGCCCAACAAGGGAGAAAACAUUGAUCUUCAGCCUGUGGACUUCGUUCCUCGACUUGGUCGAGAUCCCCAUCGAGCGGGCAAAGCUCAAGUUCACCCGGUACGAUGGCUCCAUUAGCCCGAAGGCACGAGAGGCAGCGGUAAAGUCGUUCAUGGAGGACCCGACCAUCAAGGUCAUGCUGGUAUCGCUGACGGCGGGCAACGCGGGCCUGAACCUUACCGCGGCAAGCCAGGUCAUCGUCACUGAGCCCUUCUGGAACCCCUACGUUGAGGAGCAGGCCAUUGAUCGAGCGCACAGGAUUGGCCAGAAGAGGCCUGUCACGGUGCACCGAUUACUGAUUGCCGGUACAGUAGAGGACCGCAUUGUGGCGCUGCAGGAGAGGAAGAAGAUGCUUGUCGACGCGGCGCUCAGCGAGAAGGGCGCCAAGAGCGUCUCGAGGCUGGAUGUGGCUGAGUUGAGGAACCUGUUUGGACUUUGA